CACGACUCCUCACACUUGAGUAAUUGAUCUCUCUCGACUGAAUGUGAGAAAUAUUAGAUGGCGAUGAUUGACAGUAUUUAUUCCAUGUUAGAGAUAUGUCCUGAAACCCAAGCCCAGAAUGACUACAGACUGCAGCGAAAAGCUUCUUCUUCCAGGCCUUCUCCUUCCUGUCUUGUGGCCAUAGCCUUGGGCCUUCUAGCCGCAGUUCUUACGAGUCUGCUGAUAUACCAGUGGAUCCUGGGCCAGGGCUCAAACUACUCCACUCCCACCAGCUGUGUGAGCUGCCCAGACCACUGGAUGAGGUUUGGCAACUACUGCUAUUAUUUCUCGGUGGAGGAAAAGGACUGGAAUUCUAGCCUGGAAUUCUGCUUAGCCAGAGACUCCCAUCUCCUUAUAUUCACGGACAUCCAGGAAAUGAAACAGCUCAAAGAUUUCUGCAGCAAGGAGUUUUACUGGAUUGGUCUGAGGAACAACUUUGGCUGGAGGUGGGAAGAUGGGUCAGCUUUCAACUCCUCAAGGAUUAUGUCUAAUAGCUUGGUACAGAAGUGUGGUGCCAUCAACAGAGAUCGUCUCCAAGCGUCUAGUUGUGAAGCUGUUUUACGAUGGAUCUGCAAGAAGGUUAGACAUUGAUGGAGGCCUUCCUGAGCCUCAGAUCUGUUAUAUAUUUCUAAAAAGGCUGACGACGCUGUUCGAGUCCCAGAUGCAGCAGCUUGAAAAACACGGGCACGUUGUGUGCAUGCCCAAAGUCCUGA
Tupaia belangeri chinensis (Chinese tree shrew) is the source of this 752-nucleotide messenger RNA. RefSeq names its product killer cell lectin like receptor G1 (gene KLRG1). Lineage: Eukaryota; Metazoa; Chordata; Mammalia; Scandentia; Tupaiidae. The coding region runs from base 58 to 630 and encodes 190 amino acids. The record is from RefSeq and is a predicted model, not a curated record. The transcript is spliced from 5 exons.